GCGGAAGAAGGCGCUGUUGGUGUGGCAGUGAGAGAGGAUUUGUGUGGUCCAUUCCAGGAAGCGCUGGCGGUUUUGGAGGAGGACUCUGGGAGGAUUCCGACCAGUGGGUUCGAAGAGUCCCAAACAUCAAUACAUGAUUAUAGCCUUCGUCACUUGUUUGGAAGAUUGGAAUUCACUCAUUUUGUUCACACACAUAUAUUACAAAUAUACAAUCAUUUUAUUCUUGCAAUUAUCCCUCCUGCUGCACAACCACCCUCUUCAGGAUGUCAGCUUGUGCGAACCGAGGGGGAAGGUGAAAGCAACCCAGCAGAAGAUUCUACUUCCAUUACCAAGCUGGUUGGAAGGCAAACCAUUGUGAAGAAGAGGAAAGCCACCGCCGAG
Messenger RNA from Ilex paraguariensis (yerba mate), 381 nucleotides. The record is from the annotation of a GenBank genome assembly. Lineage: Eukaryota; Viridiplantae; Streptophyta; Magnoliopsida; Aquifoliales; Aquifoliaceae.